Molecule: messenger RNA, 3022 nt
Organism: Ceraceosorus guamensis
Lineage: Eukaryota; Fungi; Basidiomycota; Exobasidiomycetes; Ceraceosorales; Ceraceosoraceae
Exons: 4
Coding region: 178-2955 (925 amino acids)
Biological process (GO): ribosomal small subunit biogenesis
Cellular component (GO): nucleolus
Molecular function (GO): protein binding; RNA binding
Source: RefSeq, a predicted model, not a curated record
AUUCUUGACCAAGCCUGAUUUGAACUCCUGAGUGAUCAAGAUUCUUGAUAGGCUCACGAGGAGCUUCUGAUUCAUCUCGACAAGGCGUCAUUCACACUCAAGACUGGUGACUGAUAGCAGCUAUUCCUUCCGCGCUUGCAAAGCUGCGAUUGGCUGCCCAAUCCGCUGCACUGCGACAUGGUCCUUGGACGUACUACUCAGCUUCCCGCCGCGUUGAGGGAAGAGCUAGGCCUCCCAGCUUCCUCAAAGAGGCGCGGCAGAGGAGGUUCUCUCUCUAGAGGAGACCGCAGCAGGACUUUUGAGGGGCAUCAGAGAGCUACACAAAGCGCGGAAAGGUCGGACGGGCGACACAAGAAGCAGGAGGGUCUCAAAGUCGUCAGCAGACAAACUCGGCGCGAAAAAGGUCAAGGUGGACCGAGGCAAGGGGGUGUAGACCAGUCAGAUUCGAAAAGCAAAGCACCAGAGAAGGUAUCUCCUGAUGCUCGAAAGCGACCACGGCGUUGGAGCGAGGAAGCAGCGAGGGUCGGCAUCUCCACUCAGCAGAAAGGCGUCUCACCAGAUAGGUCAACUGCCCUCGAACGACUUAUGAGGAAGGGCGAUGCUGCGUCAAGAGGUGGCAAAGGAUUCUCGGGAGAGGCGGGAGAUCCGCAUCGAGGCAAAAGACGCAAAAUGACCCAGCAAGAGCGUGAUGAGGAGGAUGAGAUCGCUUGGCUGGAAGCGCACCUGGAUGGCGGAAGAAAGAAGAAAGCAACUUCUAAGGGGAGCACAAAGAGAGACGACGAGGAGAGCAUCGGCGGAGGGGAUGACGGCCUCGAUGACUUGCUUGGGGAGCUCGAUCGAUUCUACCCUGGCAUGUAUGCGGAUGGCUCGGAUGGCGGCGAAGGGGACACGGAAGACGAGAUCAACAGCCACAACGAGCUGGACCUCACCGCCGAGAGCGGCGACGAGGAUUAUGAUGAUGACGGGGAGGCCGCGUUUGAGGGAUUCGGUGAGGCUGCACCCUCAGGCACCGACUCGAGCGCUUCUGCCUCGUCGACGCCGCCGCCACCACCACCUACUUUGCCUCCCACAGGCAAGUACCUGCCACCCGCGGCCCGUGCAGCGGCAGCUGCUGCGGCUAGCAGCUCCUCAGAGACGGAUCAAAGGCUGCGAAGACAGGCAAAUGGGCUGCUGAACAGACUCGCAGAAGGCAACCUAGCGGGCAUCGUUGGGGACAUUGAAGGCUUGUAUCGCUCGCAUCCUCGAGCUUCUGUCAACAACACCCUGAGCGACCUCAUCAUCGCCAAUGUCAGUAGCCCCUCAGAUCUGAUAGACACCUUCCUAAUUCUUCAAGCUGCUCUAGUCGUCGCACUUCAUCGCAUCAUCGGCGUCGAAUUCGCAGCCCAAGUUCUCCAAGCAGCAGUCGAUCGACUUUUGCAAGCAAGGAAGGAGGCGCUUGAAAGGGAGUGUCAAGGCGAGCUUCCGAGCAAGGAGGCGGCAAACAUAGUCGGCUUGCUGGCUGGAAUGUACAAUCUCGGAUCGUUGGCUCACCCGCUCAUGUACGACUUUAUGCGUCUCUUUCUGAGCGACGCAGAAGCUGUGGGAGAGCGCAGACUCGGCGAAGCGGAUGUGGAAUUGCUGCUGAGACUCGUCAAGUCAUGCGGCGCAGCGCUCAGGCACGACGAUCCGACGGCGCUCAGAGCCAUCGUGCAUCUUGCACAGGAGAAAGCUGCUGCGAUGGGUGCGCGCGCAGUCGUGAGUGGCAGGCAGGAUGGUUCGGCGGGCCAAAGUGAGACGAUUAGCACUGCGCGCGUUCGCUUCAUGUUGGAGGCGCUGUCGGACUUGAAGAAUAAUCGCACCAAAGCUGCUGCGGCGCUGGAGUCCUCGCCAGCGGGGCAGUCGCUCAACAGGCUGCGCAAAUUCAUCUCUAGCUUAUCAAAGACUCGAACGCUGCGUUCCCAUGAUGCCCUCAGAAUCGGCCUGCAAGACCUCAAGGAUGCAGAGAGUCGCGGCAAAUGGUGGCUUGUGGGAGCAGCUUGGGCGGGUCAGGAAGGCAAUGCAUCUGCCGAGGGCGUGACUGCCAGCAGACGACUGAGGGAAGAUGCGCCGAACAAGGACUCGCAAGAAUCCAAAUUGCUGCUACUGGCUAGAGCGCAGGGGAUGAACACGGAAGCUAGACGAAACAUCUUUGUCACCAUCAUGAGCGGCGAGGAUUACGCCGAUGCCUCCAACCGUCUGCUUAGUCUGAAGCUCGUCGAGGCUCAACGCCGGGAGAUCAUCAGGGUCUUGUUGCAUUGCAUUGGCGCGGAGCCACAUUACAACCCGUACUAUGUCCUCAUAGGUGUACAGCUCGCUGCCGACUCCCCGGGUACACGAGUCACCAUGCAGUACUGCUUGUGGGACUUCCUACGAAGUCUGGGUGAGAAGCACGUAGGUGGCAAGACCAUCGUGGAUGGCGCUGCUUCCGACUCUGAGGACGAGGAUGGCGAUGUCUCGUCCAAUGCGAUGCCCGCAAGGAAGAUGGCUCAUCUGGCGCGCGCGUAUGGAUGGUGGAUUGCAAAGGGAGCUCUUACCCUCAAUGUGCUCAAGACGGUCGGCUUUGCGACUCUCAAACCUCGCGGAGCGCGAUUCCUUCAGCUUUUGCUCGCACACGUCCUGCUCUCCACCCAAGUCCCGUCGCCUUUACAAACGCUGCGCAUCAAGUCCGCUCCAUCUUUAUCUUUGAGCAAGACGAAAUCUUUGGGCGCGGGUGAUCAACAGGCACUGGAGGAGGUCUUGGUGUCUGGGACUGUGGGCAAUCAAGAUCUAAGCAAGGGUCUGCUUUACUUUAUCGAUGCGCACGUCGCGAAGAAGAACGAGAUCGCGCAGCUGGUUGGACGGGGCGAGGAGGUGGAGGGGACACGCACAAGACUUCUUUGGGCUGCUGCCACGGCCAAAGAAGUGUUGAGCGUUGGCGCGACAAUCAGACCCUUCUGAUGUGCCGUACACGAUGUCAUUCAGAAAGGAGGAGAUCCAAAAAAUGAAGUUUGAUUGCAUUCGGACU